Acaulospora colombiana is the source of this 1449-nucleotide messenger RNA. NCBI's taxonomy places the organism in Eukaryota, Fungi, Glomeromycota, Glomeromycetes, Diversisporales, Acaulosporaceae. The record is from the annotation of a GenBank genome assembly.
AUGGCGCCAUUUGUAACUUCCGAGAGGCACCCGCAGAGCAUAUUCGAGUCAUCACAAGACAGCUCGUCAGAUUAUUUUUCACGAAGUUGGUUGGAGUGGACAUCGGUAAUUCCAAAACCUCAACUACCAAAACCUCCAGCUGACACGGCAAAACUUUUGAAACCACUGAAGCUUCAGCAAUAUAUUGUUAACAACCAUGGUUGGUGGCCGGCAUUUGGUGGCAAACAAAAAUUAAAAAGAAAGCGUGGAAACCCAACCACCUCAUUAGUGGUUCCUCAGAAACAUAUCCCCUUAAGUUUAGUGCCUUCAGAAUUCUCAAAACGACGAAAGAUUCAUAACUGUUCUCAUUUCUCCUCACAAUUUUCCUGCAAAAAUUAUCUCGCCGUCGAUUGGGAUCCCGAAGAAAACGAGUUUCGUACCGCCUUUCCACCGAGAACCACCACUUCGGCGUUACCACAGGAAAACUUUGCGGCUGUCACAAGUAGAGUGUUAUUGGUUCGAAGGUUGAAAGCUAAGCAAGGAAAUGCUCUUAAAGGAGAUGCGGCUUCUAGAUUUAGGAAAAAUGUGUUGUUGAGAGUAGCUCAAGCCGAUGGAUUCGGCGCAGCAUACUCGGCAUGGAAACGUCUUGGAAACAACGCGACUUACUACCCUGCGAUACACGGCACGCCACCGCCAAAUGAUCUCAAAGAUAAAAAUGUUGGAAUAUUCGAUUUUGCGUAUCCAAGAUCAAUUCUCACCGAGCUUGAAAAACAGUCAAAAUCACUGGCAAUAGUUGAUCACCACAAGUCUGCCAGAAACGAGUUGUUAGGCGAUCAUUCGACUCACAGCGAAAAUAGCAAGAAUUAUUUUUUUGAUAUGGACAAGAGCGGUGCCAGAUUGGCAUGGGAAUUCUUUUGGCCUGACAAAGAGGUUCCGCUAUUAAUUCGAUAUAUCGAGGACAGGGAUUUAUGGAGAUUUUCCUUGCCGAAAUCUCGCGAGUUCUCAAUCUUUUGGUCAAGCAUUCCUUACGAAUUUGAGGCAUACGAUCAAUAUGUGAAAGAUGAGAGUCUAAUUGAGAAAGCGAUAGAAUCGGGUAGUCAAAUCCUUAACUACGUCGACUCUCGCAUCUCAUCGAUGAAGACAAGGGAGGCGUUUGAGCGCAAAAUGACCGUCACCACAGUUGAUUCCAGCAAUCAACCCAUUACCAAAACCUAUAACGUAAAUGUUAUCAAUUCUUCACUAUGGCAAUCGGACUUGGGUCAUGCUCUCGUGAAAAAGGAGGGUGUUGACUUUAGUUUAAUAUUUUUUUAUGAUGGAAAAUUGAAGAGGUAUGGCGUAAGUUUGAGAAGUUUAGAUGAGAAGACAGACGUUUCUUUGAUCGCGAAAGCGCUGGGAGGCGGUGGACACAGAAAUGCAGCCGGUUUUGUCUGGGAACGCGAGUCAAUUGAAAGUCUUUUUGAUCCUGAAUGA